Durio zibethinus is the source of this 1051-nucleotide messenger RNA. RefSeq lists its product as uncharacterized. The record is from RefSeq and is a predicted model, not a curated record. Lineage: Eukaryota; Viridiplantae; Streptophyta; Magnoliopsida; Malvales; Malvaceae.
AGAAGAUGAUGAUGAUUAUUAUGCCACCAUGGCUCCUCCUGGCUUUGCUUGGGGCACUCAUAAAGACCCUGAACCUGCUUUAGAGGAAAGUGAAAGUGAGGAAGAAGGUCUUGAUGAAGUUGAUGAUGUUGUUGAAGAAGAACAUGAAAAUGAAGUUGAGGCCCAGGUAGAAGUGCAGCCAGUUGUUAACAAGUCUCCUGAAGCCUCUAUUGUCACUAAAGAGACAGAAAAACAGCUUUCAAAGAAGGAACUGAAGAAGAAGGGGCUUGAGGAACUCGAUGCUAUUCUUGCUGAGUUAGGAUACACCAAACAGGAUAAGAGUAGCCCCAAUGACUCCCAUGGCAUUGGACAGGGGGAAAAUACAGAGAGCUUUGCAGAAACGGAAAAGAAAGUGAAUGCUCCUACAGAGAGCAAAAGUGUCAAAAAGAAGAAAAAGAAGGAUAAAUCAUCAAAGGAGGUGAAAGAAUCAUCACAGGGCCAGUCUGAAGGCAUUGGUACCGGAAAUAACGCUGAAGAAACUGGUGAAACUAAGAAGCCAGAAGAGACAUCUGCUGUUGAUGUGAAAGAGCGGCUGAAAAAAGUAGUUUCUACAAAGAAGAAAAAAUCAAGUAAAGAGAUGGAUGCUGCUGCACGAGCUGCUGCCAAUGAGGUUGCUGCAAGGAGUGCAAGGCUUGCUGCUGCUGCAAAGAAAAAGGAGAAGAAUCACUACAAUCAGCAGCCUGUGCGGUAAAAUGUCAAGAGAUUUGGAUUUUGCUUUUCAUUUUAACUUGUUACAUAUGAAUCUGUACCCCACUCCAGUUCGUUUUGUUAAUGGAAAAUAAACAUCAGUAAAUGGUUUUUGCUAUUUCGACUUUCUGAGAAAAAAAAAUUCAGUACAUUUAGUCUUGGUGUUUCUUCUUUCUCCUGGAUGUUGGUGGAAAUUCAAAUUAGUAGUAAUAUUUUAUAGGGUACACCUUGUCGCAGAUAGUUUUCUUUAGCAAUUUACUAGGAACUUGUAUUAAUAUUCUGACUGAAGAGCUUGGUAUGCUUGAAAGGCAAGUUCUGUCAUAAA